This is a messenger RNA of Drosophila teissieri, 2991 nucleotides long. RefSeq lists its product as uncharacterized. The transcript is spliced from 4 exons. The record is from RefSeq and is a predicted model, not a curated record. The coding region runs from base 1 to 2748 and encodes 915 amino acids. Lineage: Eukaryota; Metazoa; Arthropoda; Insecta; Diptera; Drosophilidae. Gene Ontology annotation, cellular component: Set1C/COMPASS complex.
AUGUUUCCCCAAGCCGAACUCGAGAACUACAAGCUGCAGGUGGAGCUGCUGCAGGAGAAACUGCAGCGCAGCGAGGAUAAUCGCCAGCAGCUGGAGCACAAGUUGGAUAAAAUCUUGCAGAAGCGCAGUGAGCUCGACAAGUCGGUGCGCCACAAGAGCCGCCAGAAGUACCAGGAGUUCCUGGAGGAGCAGGCCAAACGCAACGAGCGCAACAAGAAACUGGUCCACAUGCUGGAGCGCAUCGACGAGCAAACGGCUGCCAUGUCGCAGCGCAGCGAGCGGCUUAAGAUGAUGAAGCUGCAGUACCAAAUGUACUUUGCGAAAUUGGUGCAGAAUCAAACAUUGCGUUGCAUUCAGCAGACGACGACGACCUCUCCAUCGACGGCUCCAUCCGCCGGCGGUGUGAUACCGGUGCUGGUGCAACAACCGCAGCCGCAGGUGACGGUGACCAAUCCGCAGUCGACGCCACAGAACUGGACGUUUGCCAUGGCCACGCCCACGCAGGCGGGCAUGCUGUUGACGCCCCAGUUUGCCGCAGCAAGUGCUGCAGGUCCGCCCAUGCAGUCCAUGCUGCCAUCCCCCAUGCCGGCUGGCCAUCCUGUUUACUAUCCGGAGCUCUUUGGCGGAACUGCAGCGCCCCUCGGCACCUCGAACCUGUUCGAUUUGCGCGCCACCCUGCGCGCCUUUGAUAAUGAGAAUGCCGAUUUACCGGAGCGCAUGCAGCCCCACUUGACAGGUGAUUAUCAGGCGGAGCUGGGCGGCAGGAGCCAUCCAACAGCGAGCGCAUCAGCAGCAGCAGCAGGAGCAGCAGCAGGAGCAGGAGCAGGUCCUGCGACACCCACAUCGACUUUGUCCAGCCAGGAGAGGGGUGCGCGACAACUGAGCAGCACUUCCUCCACGCUGGCCACAUCCUCGCUGACAUUUGAUAAAUUGCCAAAGACAUCGUCGCCUUCGCUGACGUUAACGGAGCUGCCGACUGCAGGAGCGGCAACUUCUGGCCAGGAUGCGGUUGGGCAACCGCAGAGGGAAGCCGGCGACCUGGAUGGCUGGACAAAUUCACGCGUGACUAAAGUCGAGUAUGAAAAAUCACCAACUGUCGUUGGCCAUAAUGAGCCGCCGGGGCAGCGCCAUCAGCAACAACAGCCAGAACAGAUACCACGCCAGCAGCAAGGAGGCCAGGAGGCACAGCAGCAGCCAUCUCACGACUUCGAAGCAUACUUUGGUGAGCUGAAAAUCGAUGAGUCAACCUGGCGGAAUGGCCAAUCCCCAUCCACAACCACACCCUUAGCCAGCGCCCACGAAGACAAACGCCCCUCGAACGUGCGUUCCAGCGAGCUGGGAUCGGGAACUGUAUCUGGAUUUGGAGUGGGAAUGGGAGCGGGAAUGGGAGUGGGUGCCGGAUCAGCGGUUAGUGGCAAAGUUGGCAUCAGCAACGAUUUGCUGGACGAAGUCAAAGCCAGUCGGGCGGCACUCGAAAGAGCAGCGGCUGCGGUUGAUGAGCAGCUGGCAAGGGGUAAUCAAUUGUCGCCGCCAAGCAGCCAGGACCCCAAAACCGGUGUGUCGAUUGAGAAUAUUGAAAAUGCCAUUUACGGCGAACGGUUGACAGGAGCAGGAGCUGGAGUGGCAGGAGCAGGAGUGGCAGUAGCAGGAGUACCAGCGACAGCAGUAGCAGGACUAGCUGCCACAGCAGGUGAGGCAAUGGCUGCUGUACCAGCCAAGGGAUUUUUGGAGAAUUUGGCAACCAACCCAUCGCCAGAGGAACUUCAGGAGGUGGAGCAGCAACAACAGCAGCUACAGUUGCCACAGCAAGUGGAGCCGGAGUUGUCCGGGUACGGGCAAUACGAUGCCAGCAGUUAUGGCGAUGCCAGUGAGCCCAUCUAUGCCAGCAUCGAUUCCGCCAACCUGCAGCCCAUGCAAAACGCCAAAGUGGAGCCGCUUUACAGCGAAAUCGGAAAUCCCGCAGACUAUCAGCAUCAGUCGUAUGCCACGGAUGCAGGGGCAGUUGCUGCAGAUGUGCCCGCAGCAGCAGUGGCAACCGAAGCUGCCGCCACUACAGUGGAUGCCACCGGUGGUGGCGAGGUGCUGCCGCAGGAGUACACCAAUAUGGAUUACGGCAACUACGAGGCCGAGCAAUAUGCGGCCGGCUAUGAUCCCAAUGCCUAUCCGGGCUAUAUAUACGAUGAGGCGAGCGGCCAGUACAUAGCCGAUCCCAAUGCCACCCAGUAUGCGGCAGAUGGCAGCUACGCUGGCCAGGAGUACGAUGCCAGUGCGGUGCAGAACUAUGACUACAGCGCCUACGAACAGCAGACGGAUCCACAGCAGCAGCAGCAGCAGCAGGAGCAGGAGCAACCUGAGUUGCCAGCACAGGAGCAACUGAUGCAACAGCAGCAGCAGCCGCAGGAAGCCUAUCCAGAAGCAGAAGCCACCCCGGAAGUGGAGGAGAGUCCUGGCGCUCCGGCGGAGCCACCACCAGCAGCGUCGGCCACCAGUAAGCCACUCAAACCCACGUCGAUACUCUCGACGACAGACAAACAAGCGGCGCCUAAUGAUGCGCAGCAGCAGCAGCUGAAGAAGAAGAAGCGCGUUAAUUUCGUUGACAGCAGCGAAACGGAUGAUAGCUCAAGCGCGAAACCGACCCAGGCCGCAAAUCCAGGACCUGCCGCCGCCCCCCAUCCUGCCACGCCCCCAGCCGCGGGCGGCAGCGAGAGUGAUUUCGAUUUUUCAACCGGCAGCGAGGCGAAGAAUUAGAACAACGCUGCAAACAUUGCGAGCUCUAAUUUGUUGCCAUUUGGGUUAACCAACCAGCCCAGCAGCGCCAAGCCACCCGCACCCAAUUCAAUGUGAACGACCGCCUCGAUUUAUUGCCAAUGCAGUGGGCGAAAAAAUUCGGAAAAAUCGCGGAAACCCAGAGAGAGGAAAAUGGAAAAUAAAAGAGAAGAGAAGCGACCAAUACGUGGAAAGUAGUAGUUUGCUGGGGGGAAAAUGGCGAAC